This is a messenger RNA of Zophobas morio, 474 nucleotides long. RefSeq lists its product as uncharacterized. The transcript has 2 exons. Gene Ontology annotation, cellular component: axon; neuronal cell body; dendrite. The record is from RefSeq and is a predicted model, not a curated record. The coding region runs from base 1 to 474 and encodes 157 amino acids. NCBI's taxonomy places the organism in Eukaryota, Metazoa, Arthropoda, Insecta, Coleoptera, Tenebrionidae. Gene Ontology annotation, biological process: male courtship behavior; chemosensory behavior; sensory perception of taste.
AUGAUAGCAAUCAACUUUGAGAAAAAUACACAACAAUGUGCAGGAGCACUAGAGGAAACUUUAUCUGAAACAGAACAAAAAAUAUUUAUCUUAAAAGAGUGUUGCGAUGCUGUUAACGAUCUCUGCGGAUGGUUAAUCCUUUUUAAUAUAUUUAGUGGAGCUUUCAGAAUUCUCUUUUAUCUAGAGAUUCUAAUUAAACAAGAUAAUUAUUUUGUAACGCUGGUUGAUCAUAAGGAAGAGUUUCAACUGUUUAUGCAUAUCAUCAAGUAUAAUCAUCAUUUUGUUCUAGAUAGGUUGAAAAAGGAAAACUUGUAUAUGAAGGAACAACUCAGGAAUUUUAUUCGUUUUACAACUAAAAAUCGGCCCAAGUUUCAAGCAGCACGGUUCUUCAGAAUUUCAAGAUUUACUUUGUUUCAGAUACUUAAUUCGGUUACCACAUUUUUGUUAGUUAUUAUCCAGUUUAAAGGAACUUAA